Molecule: messenger RNA, 651 nt
Organism: Cooperia oncophora
Lineage: Eukaryota; Metazoa; Nematoda; Chromadorea; Rhabditida; Trichostrongylidae
Source: the annotation of a GenBank genome assembly
AUGCUCUGGGUCAGAGGUCUUUAUCCACGGUCUUGGACCUGUUACGAUGUCAAGGCACUGGACAUUAAAGUCAUUAUUCGACAAGUUUCACCAGUGUUGCCAAACAACUACGAGGACUCAAGUCUACCUGUAAGCUGUUUUGUUGUGACGGUCCAAAAUGAUAGUGCUGACGAUCUUGAAGUGUCGAUUGCGUUCACAUUUCGUAAUGGCACCGGCAAUCGGCGAUGGGAGAAUGAGUCCGAAUGCACAUUUGCGAGAUUUACGGACGGCAAUGUGACUGGUGUAACGUUAGCCCAUACAAUUUCUCAACUGCCUUGCACUUACGGUCUAGCGACGUCUUCUGAUGCAUCUUCUCCAAGUCAAAUCUCAGUUUGCCAUAGGUUUGAUCCAUCAAAAUCGGGUAGCGCUGUAUGGGCGUCAUUGCUUGAAACUGGUGAUUUACCUGUUCAGGACAACGAGUGUCCUCCGGGCUGCUCCGAGUUAGCUGUAGGUAUCUGUAAUCGGUUCCAAGUGGCGGCGAAUAGCUCUCAGUCAAGGGACUUCGCGUUAUCUUGGGAUAUGCCUGAUGUUACAUUCGGUGCAUCGGCGCGGUGGUACAAGAGUUGUGGUUCGAAUUUGACGAUAACUGGUCCAAGAGCGAAACUCACUUAA